Messenger RNA from Musca domestica (house fly), 1463 nucleotides. It is a transcript of the gene p38b, whose product is annotated as mitogen-activated protein kinase p38b. Bases 157 to 1263 code for a protein of 368 amino acids. The transcript is spliced from 2 exons. The record is from RefSeq and is a predicted model, not a curated record. Gene Ontology annotation, cellular component: cytoplasm; nucleus. Gene Ontology annotation, biological process: protein phosphorylation; intracellular signal transduction. Gene Ontology annotation, molecular function: MAP kinase activity; ATP binding. Lineage: Eukaryota; Metazoa; Arthropoda; Insecta; Diptera; Muscidae.
ACGCCCAUACGAGCUUUCGGCAACACUUCUUUUUCUCUUCUGACGUUUAUUUUUCUUUUAUUUUUCUUUUGAUUGCGUGAAUUUAUAAAUUUCUUUCUAUUUGUGUAUUUGUUCGACGAGAAAAGUGCUAUUUUGGAUAGUAUAAGUCGUCAUACGAUGGCCAAGUUUUAUAAACUGGAUAUAAAUCGCACGGAAUGGGAAAUUCCUGAUACCUAUCAACAAUUGCAGUCUGUUGGAAGUGGGGCGUAUGGGCAAGUAUGCAAAGCCAUUGUUCGUGGGUCCAAUAUGAAAGUGGCAAUUAAGAAAUUGGCUCGUCCAUUUCAAUCUGCUGUACAUGCAAAAAGGACAUACCGUGAAUUGAGACUAUUGAAGCACAUGGAUCAUGAAAAUGUCAUUGGUUUGUUGGAUGUUUUUCAUCCUGGUCAACCAUCGAAUUCUUUGGAACAUUUUCAGCAGGUGUAUUUAGUCACACAUCUUAUGGACGCUGAUCUGAAUAACAUAAUUAGAACCCAGAAAUUAUCGGACGACCAUGUUCAGUUCUUAGUCUACCAAAUAUUAAGAGGACUAAAGUACAUUCAUAGCGCUGGAAUUAUACAUCGGGAUUUAAAACCGUCAAAUAUUGCUGUUAAUGAGGACUGCGAGUUGAGAAUUUUAGAUUUUGGGUUGGCACGCCCAGCCGAAAGUGAAAUGACAGGCUACGUGGCUACACGUUGGUACAGAGCUCCCGAAAUUAUGCUCAACUGGAUGCAUUAUAAUCAAACUGUUGAUAUUUGGUCUGUGGGUUGCAUUAUGGCCGAACUGCUUACCGGACGCACACUUUUUCCGGGUACAGAUCAUAUACAUCAGUUAAAUUUAAUUAUGGAAAUUUUAGGGACGCCGCCGGAAGAUUUCAUGCAGAAAAUCUCUUCAGAUAGUGCUCGCAAUUACAUUCGCUCACUACCAAUUAUGCAGCGUCGCAAUUUCCGUGACGUGUUCCGUGGGGCCAAUCCUUUGGCAAUAGAUCUUUUGGAGAAAAUGUUGGAAUUAGACUCCGAGAAGCGAAUUACAGCAGAACAAGCUUUGGCCCAUCCAUAUAUGGAGAAAUAUCACGAUCCUACAGAUGAACAAACUUCACCAUUAUAUGAUCAAAGUUUUGAAGAUAUGGAUUUGCCAGUCGAGAGGUGGAAGGAGCUAGUGUUUAAUGAAGUUUUGAAUUUUAAACCCUUGCCGGCAUUCGCAGAUGUCUUAAGUCAAGCUCAACAAUCACCUGGACAAGGACAAUAGUCACAACAGUAAAAAUAUAAUGCACUUUGUUUGCCUUGUAGAAAUAACUUUUAAACAUUUUCGAUAUGUACUUAACGUCAAGAUGUUAUUACUUUAGGGUAUGUUUUAUAUCCUUUUAUUUAAAUAAUCCAUGUAAACGUCGUUGCGCCUAAUAUUAUUAUAACCAUUAAUAAAGAAAAAAGGAACACAUUUGCCCAAUA